AUGCCGUGCCCAGUCACGGAGUCUCCACACAGGCCAGCUUUGGGUAUUGGGUGUGGGGCUUGGCCUGGAUCCUCUCUGCUCAUCUUCAUGCAGCUCCACAAUGAUGCCUCCGUCCUGGUCCGACCGGGCCCGGAAGCAGCCUUCCUGGCCAAGAUGGCGCGAAGAGGGGGGGGGGGGGAUGGCGCCGGCUGCACUGUGGCCGAAUGUGCAGUGGAGCGAAGAGAGAUCCAAGAGGGUUUGUCGCCCAACCACCUGAAGAAGGCCAAGCUCAUGUUCUUCUUCACUCGCUACCCCUCCUCCAACAUGCUCAAAAUGUUCUUCUCCGACGUCAAGUUUAACCGCUGCAUCACCUCCCAGCUGAUCAAGUGGUUCAGCAAUUUCCGGGAGUUCUACUACAUCCAGAUGGAGAAGUUUGCCCGGCAGGCCAUCAACGAGGGCGUGACGGCCGUGGACGAGCUGACGGUGGGCCGCGACGCAGAGCUUUUCCGCGCGCUCAACAUGCACUACAACAAAGCCAACGACUUUGAGGUGCCUGAUCGAUUUAUCGAGGUGUCCCAGGUGACCCUUCGCGAGUUCUUCAACGCCAUCGUGGCGGGCAAAGACGCCGACCCGUCGUGGAAGAAGGCCAUCUACAAGGUGAUCUGCAAACUGGAUAGCGAGGUCCCGGACACGUUCAAGUCCCCAAACUGCCUCCAGGAGCUCCUGCACGACUGACAAUUAAGGGACGAGGGCCGGGAGCACCUGGCCAGCUAACCCGGAUCGUUGCGUGGAUCGUGUGAAACUAAAAUGUUCAUAAUGUGUCGUUAGGUGACGCGGAAUGAGAACACCUUUUUUUUCCUGGACUAUUCCUCUUGAGAGAGUCGCACUUACAGAUGUUCCUCUUCCUCGGACCGCUUUGUCCACGCAUGCUCUUCAUCCUCUCUCGCGGACAGUGGGCGGAGCCAACUGGCGAUAAAGAAAUUAAUAUAUAAAAGAUCUUUUUAUUGUUGGUGUUUGUAAGUGUAAUGGACAUUUAUGAGGGAAAAAAAAAAAAAAAAGAGAUGUUUCUGUAUUUUUUUUUUUGCUUACCACCUUUGUAUAAACGUACAUCCUCACCUCAUGCACGGUGUGUCGCGUUCAGUCUAACCCAGGGGUGUCAAACUCAUUUUAGAUGGGG
This is a messenger RNA of Entelurus aequoreus (snake pipefish), 1156 nucleotides long. RefSeq names its product prospero homeobox protein 1-like. Bases 1 to 714 code for a protein of 237 amino acids. The transcript is spliced from 4 exons. Gene Ontology annotation, molecular function: RNA polymerase II cis-regulatory region sequence-specific DNA binding; DNA-binding transcription factor activity, RNA polymerase II-specific. Gene Ontology annotation, cellular component: nucleus. Gene Ontology annotation, biological process: regulation of transcription by RNA polymerase II. The record is from RefSeq and is a predicted model, not a curated record. NCBI's taxonomy places the organism in Eukaryota, Metazoa, Chordata, Actinopteri, Syngnathiformes, Syngnathidae.